Messenger RNA from Erpetoichthys calabaricus (reedfish), 1116 nucleotides. It is a transcript of the gene anxa4, whose product is annotated as annexin A4. The transcript has 13 exons. Gene Ontology annotation, cellular component: cytoplasm. NCBI's taxonomy places the organism in Eukaryota, Metazoa, Chordata, Cladistia, Polypteriformes, Polypteridae. Gene Ontology annotation, molecular function: calcium-dependent phospholipid binding; calcium ion binding. Bases 151 to 1116 code for a protein of 321 amino acids. The record is from RefSeq and is a predicted model, not a curated record.
CAGUUCCGCGUUAGGGGUGGAGGUUCAUUCUCCACGCCCACCCAUUCCACUCUUCUAUAACCCGGAUAUCUCGACUUGUUGCUGCACCACUCUUUGUCAGUCUGCACGCAAACAGGCAUCCCAGCAUUCCCAGUAAUUCUCAUUGUAACCAUGGCAGCGAUUGGAUCACGUGGAACAGUAACGCAGUACGCAAAAUUUAAUGCAGAUGAAGAUGCUAAAAAGCUGCGGGCAGCAAUGAAGGGUGCAGGUACUGAUGAAGCUGCCGUAAUUGAUAUUAUUGCGCACAGGACCAUUGCCCAGCGCCAGCUCAUCAAACAGGCUUUUAAAGCAUCCUUUGGAAAGGAGUUGGCUGAUGAAAUGAAGUCUGAACUGACUGGGCAUUUUGAAAAGGUGGUGCUGGGAUUGUUGAUGCCUGCUCCAGUGUAUGAUGCCCAUGAACUUCACAGUGCGAUAAAGGGCCUGGGUACUGAUGAAGCCUGUCUGAUUGAAAUCCUUGCCUCUAGAGAUAAUCAGCAGAUCAGGGAAAUUAAAGCUACUUACAAGAAGGAGUUUGGCAAGGACCUUGAAGAUGAUAUCUGCUCAGACACCUCUGGGAUGUUUCAAAGAGUUCUAGUCUCCCUUCUUACGGCAAAUCGAGAUGAAAGUGAAAACAUGGAUGCUUCAAAGGCCAAAGAGGAUGCCAAGGCUAUUUUUGAUGCCGGUGAAGCACGCUGGGGCACAGAUGAAGUGACUUUCCUGACAAUUCUUUGCACCAGAAACAAAAGACAACUAGUAAAAGUUUUUGAGGACUACCAAAAGAUUUCCAACCGGGACAUUGAAGAGAGCAUCAAAAGGGAGAUGUCUGGCAAUCUGGAAGAUGUGUUCCUUGCAAUUGUGAGAAGCAUUAGGAACAAGCCUGCCUACUUUGCAGAACGUCUUUACAAAUCUAUGAAGGGCCUGGGAACCACUGACAGUAUCCUUGUUAGAGUCAUGGUGUCUCGCUGUGAAGUCGACAUGCUCGACAUUAAGGCACAAUUUUUGAAGAUGUAUGGAAAAACACUUUUCUCAUUUAUCAAGGGUGAUUGCUCAGGAGACUAUCGAAACAUUCUGCUGGCACUUUGUGGUGGAGACAACUAA